GGGCAAAUAGCUGGAAUUCCGUUUCCGUUCCUGUUCCUGGGAUUUUACGCACUCCCUCAGCGGGGAUAUUCACAUAUUAUUUACACUUUUCUGCCCCUGACUGUUACUGAUGGCUUCUUCCCCGCAGAAAUCUCCGUCUUCUCCCAAGUCGCCAACUCCAAAGUCUCCGUCCUCCAGAAAGAAAGAUGACUCAUUUCUGGGAAAACUUGGUGGGACUCUGGCCAGGAGAAAAAAGGCGAAAGAAGUAUCGGAGCUGCAGGAGGAGGGGAUGAACGCCAUUAAUCUCCCGAUGAGUCCCACACCUUUUGAGCUUCAUCCUGAGGACAUCAUGCUAGAGGAAAAUGAAGUCCGCACUAUGGUGGACCCAAACUCGAAAAAUGACCGAAAACUCCAGGAACUCAUGAAGGUGCUCAUCGACUGGAUCAAUGAUGUUCUGGUUGGGGAAAGGAUCAUUGUGAAGGACCUGGCUGAAGAUCUCUAUGAUGGACAGGUUCUCCAGAAGCUCUUUGAAAAGCUUGAAGGUGAGAAGCUAAAUGUUGCAGAGGUGACCCAAUCUGAAAUUGCCCAGAAGCAGAAGCUGCAGACGGUUCUGGAGAGAAUCAAUGACGCCCUGAAGGUCUCCACCAGGAGCAUCAAGUGGAACGUCGACUCGGUUCACGCUAAGAGCAUUGUGGCCAUCCUUCACCUGCUGGUGGCGGUUUCACAGCACUUCAGAGCGCCCAUUCGCCUCCCUGACCAUGUGUCCAUUCAGGUGGUUGUGGUCCAGAAACGAGAGGGCAUUCUCCAAUCCCGUCAGGUUAUGGAGGAGAUCACUGGCAACACUGAGGCAUUAUCUGGCAGGCAUGAGCGUGAUGCUUUUGAUACCUUGUUUGAUCAUGCUCCUGACAAGCUGAAUGUCGUGAAGAAGACUCUAAUCACCUUCGUCAACAAACACCUGAAUAAACUGAACUUGGAGGUUGCUGAACUGGAUACACAGUUUGCAGAUGGUGUGUAUCUGGUCCUGCUGAUGGGACUUCUAGAAGGAUACUUCGUCCCCCUCUACAACUUCUUCCUGACCCCUGAGAAUUUUGACCAAAAGGUUCAUAAUGUGUCUUUCUCCUUCGAGCUGAUGCAGGACGGUGGCCUGGAGAGGCCCAAACCCAGGCCUGAGGAUAUUGUGAAUUGUGACCUAAAAUCAACACUUCGAGUUCUUUACAACCUUUUCACCAAGUACAGACAUGUGGAAUGAGUCGAAACGGGUAACACGUUUAUGGAAUAACAAGUUUUUAUGAGGCUGACAAACAAAAUAUGCUGUUAAUUAUUUUUGGAGUAUUUUAUAAUACCCGUAUACGGCUAAUAAUUGUGUCUAGGUGUCAUCUUGAUGGAUGGAAAAACACUAAAGAAAAACACUAUGCAGACUAAUGUUUUUAAAUGAAAGCAUUCCAUUCCUCUGAUGAUGCAUUGAAGUCUAGCAUAACUUCAGCUUUUAUUCGUGGAAAUGUAAUCUGUUUCAAAUGUAUUCAAUCAGAAAAUAUCCAGUUUGCACUACAUUUAUAUCACAUAAAACUCUAUAUUCUCUUAAGUCACAGUAUUUGCUUAUAUUAUCAAGUGGGCGUCUAGCCAAAGAAUUGUUUGUUGUAAUGAGUGUCUGUUUCACUACAUAUCAUGCUUAGUCAUGAUUUCUGUGCUAAUAAUAAUAGUCUGUCUGAGUCAACAAAAAAUGUUGCCAAACAAAUUUGUCUCAGAGUUCAUAGCGAUUAAUUUUAGGGCUGGGCAACGAUUAAUCGCAUCCCAAAUAAAAGUUUGUGUUUACAUAAUAUUUGUGUGUGUACUGUGUAUAAUUAUUUUCUAUAUAAAAAAUUCAUACACAUGCAUGUAUGUAUAUAUUUAAGAAAAAUAUGAAUGUCAAAUAUUUAUAUUUAAUAUAAAUGAUGUAUAAAUAUAUAUAGAGUAUAUACAUGCAAAUAUUUCUUAAAUAUAUACACGCAUGUGUGUAUUUAUAUGUACAAUAUAAUUAUACACACUACACACACAUAUCUAUUAUGCAAACUUUUAUUUUGGAUGCGAUUAAUCGUAGCCCAGCCCUAACUUACGUCUUAAAACAGGGUGUCUUGGAUCAUUAUAGUGCAAAAUUUUUAGUUAAAAUGAAAAGCAGAUUUAAUUGGUGUAAGCGCCACUUUUGAUGGAAGCUACAAGAAACCAUUUUUUAUACAUUGUAUUGGUUGAUGUCAUUCCAGUAGCAUCAUUUGUAAAACUCAAUGUUUUAUCGGCACUUGAAAAUGUUACAAAAUCUACAUUAAACAUGGAUGAAUUAUCUA
Molecule: messenger RNA, 2297 nt
Organism: Pimephales promelas (fathead minnow)
Lineage: Eukaryota; Metazoa; Chordata; Actinopteri; Cypriniformes; Leuciscidae
Gene: parvaa
Product: parvin, alpha a
Biological process (GO): cilium assembly; substrate adhesion-dependent cell spreading; actin cytoskeleton organization
Cellular component (GO): actin cytoskeleton; focal adhesion; cytoplasm
Molecular function (GO): actin binding
Source: RefSeq, a predicted model, not a curated record